GGGGCCCCCGAGGGCGCUGCUUCGGACACCAGCCCCCGGUGCCCGAAGUGCUGCGGCUGCCGGGUCUCUGUCCCCAAAGCCCCGGGGAACAUCCGCCCUCUGGGAGACGAUGCUCAAGGUAUAAGGAAAACCAUCUCCUGGAACAUCUGAACUGUACUUCAAGCUUGAGUUGCUGCAGUCCAGGGGCAAACAUGCUUAACUCCGAAAGUGAACUGGAGUUUUCGAAAGAAAAAGCUACCGAGGAGAUCUCCCAACUCUCUUCCCUAGUACUGUCAGGUGACACAGAAUACAGCGGAAAAAACUCAAGCGGUUUACCCGAAAAAACUGGCUAUCCGGACUCCGUUUACAUUAUGGCAGCGAAUAUUUUUCAGGGCAUUCGAUUCGAAAAGUCACCAGCGAAAGUCUUAAUAAAGUAUGGGAAUGAACCCCUGCCGUCCUCGACCGAUUCUGAGGAUGAAUCUUUUCAGCGUUUGUCCUAUGAGCUGGCUUUCAGUACCCUGAAGUAUCAAGAUAUUUUGGAAACGAUGUUAAUAGACAGCUAUAUCUUCCCAAGUACCACAAUACCAGAUCAUUUGAACAGUCUUAUCAUUGUGAUGCUGUAUGAUUUCCAAGAUAGAAAGUUUGAAGCUCGUCUGCUUUCAGAUAACGAAGAGUCUAUAGCGGAAGUUCUGGAAGUAGAGAACCUUCUUAACAGUUUUAAGACAAAAUUGGCAGCGGCAUUGGCAAGAUGUCGAAUCAAACAUGAUGCCCUUUCAAUUUACCACAUUCUUCCAGAAACAGUUAGGAACCAGGAACUAAGGGCCUCCACUUUGCCACUUUAUGCUUGGAUAAAUACUUGUAAAAUCAGCCCUGAAGAAGUUUAUAAUAGUUUGAAGAAAAGAGGCUAUAAUAAAGUCAAAUCUGUAUUGCAUAUUGAUAAUAAAGUCUUUGCUGUGGAUCAACAUUGCUAUGAUGUCUUAAUUUUUCCAUCUCAUCUUAAAAGUGAUCUUCUAAAUAUAGAUCUUUUCAAAGAUUAUAAACUUGUAUUUCAGGACAAAUCUCGAAGUCUUGCUGUCCAUUCUGUAAAGGCUUUAUUAAAUAUGGAUGAUGAUAUCUUAAUGGUCAAUACAGGUUCGUGGUAUACAGUUGCCCAUAUGUCAGUCUUAACAAAUAAUAAUAACUCAAAAAUAUUUGUGUGUGGAGUACAGUCACAAGCUAAGGAUCCUGAGCUGAAGAACCUUUUCACAAAAAUGGGAUGUGAAAAUAUUGAAAUACUUCAUGAGACAUUUAUUAACCUUGAAUCAAAGGAUCAUAGGCUACAGAAAGUUAAAGUGAUUCUGCUGCUACCUCGUUGUUCAGGACUGGGUGUUAGCAAUCCAGUAGAAUUUAUUUUAAAUGAGCAUGAAGAUACAGCUUUACUUAAAGAUUUCUCUCAAGGAGGCCCAUCAGAAGAUAAACUUCAUGUUCUUGCUCAGCAGCAAUAUGAGCAGCUGACACAUGCAAUGAAAUUUACUAGAGCUCAAGCAGUUGUUUACUGUACAUGUUCAGUUUAUCCAGAAGAAAAUGAAGCUGUUGUUAAGAAAGCACUGGAAUUUCAAGACCACGGGAUUAAAGUACAGCCUUAUAGGCUUAGUCCACCUGUCCUUCCACUGUGCUCCUUAGAGGAAGUACAUUUGUCCACUGACAGAUUUUUCAGAAUGGAACCAUCUGAAAUUACCAAUGGUUGUUUUCUUUCUGUUCUAACAAGGGAGCGGGACCCAUCUGAGACAGUGUCUGUGAAAGAUGUUUUGGCUCGAGCUGCAGCAAAGGGUCUACUGGAUGGGAUCGAGUUGGGUAAACCUUCAAAACGAGAGAAGAAGAAGAAAAAAUCAAAAAUGUCAUUGCCAAAAUCUUCCGCUACUGAUAAUAGCAACAUCCAAAUGAAAAUUGCUGAGUUCCUGAGUCGAGAAACUAACUCAGGUGCUAAUCAGUCAGAGACAUUAACAACAAAAACAUCUCUUCCACAGAAAAAUACAGAUCAAGUGGGUUCUACCUCACAGGUCAGAAAAUCCAAGCCCACUACCAAUCCUUUAGUGCCUACAUUUAUGAAGAACACAUCUCCUGCCAGACCAUAUGAACGGCCAACAAACUUUGUAAGACCUCGCCUAGAAGACAGAAUGAUUGCACUGAAACCUAUAGAGAUUGUUUUGCCUCCAGUAAUGUUGCCAUUUUCUAGUCCCCAAGGGAUCAGAUCUCAGAUACCAACUCAACAUUUUUACUGUCCUUGGGUUGGGCCCAAGACUGUUGUGCCUGGCUAUCUUCCCACACCAUCAAUACCCAGAAGAGGGGAAAAACCUAAAGAAAACUUACCCUCUUCUCUACCCAGGCAUCGUCGACCAUGGCUUUGA
Molecule: messenger RNA, 2366 nt
Organism: Hippopotamus amphibius kiboko
Lineage: Eukaryota; Metazoa; Chordata; Mammalia; Artiodactyla; Hippopotamidae
Gene: NSUN7
Product: NOP2/Sun RNA methyltransferase family member 7
Exons: 12
Coding region: 192-2366 (724 amino acids)
Molecular function (GO): methyltransferase activity
Source: RefSeq, a predicted model, not a curated record